Molecule: messenger RNA, 309 nt
Organism: Tetrahymena thermophila SB210
Lineage: Eukaryota; Ciliophora; Oligohymenophorea; Hymenostomatida; Tetrahymenidae
Product: transmembrane protein, putative
Exons: 1
Source: RefSeq, a predicted model, not a curated record
AUGCUGAGAUGUAAUUGUUAUUAAUAUACUCUAGUUAGGAUUCAUUUUUAAUAUAAUUAUAUAUUCUAGAUAGUUUAUGACAUUCUUUUUUAACAUAUUCAAUUUAUUUAUUAUCAAGGAUACAUUAAUGCAUUUAAACAUAUUUAAAAGAAUUUUUAAGCCAUUUUUAAUGGAUCAUUUUAUCACUUGAAGCUAUUUCAGAAAGAUUAAAUAUCUAAAAGAUAUCAUCCUUCUCUUACAUAGUCAUUUUUUUAGGUCUUCCAGAAGGAAUAAUUCUAUUAUAAGUCAUAUUUUAGUGGUUUUUUUUGA